GACUUCUUUUCUCAGUUCUAGUGGUGUUACGGGAGAAAAGAAAGGAUCCAGUGGUCAGGCACUGUGCUUGGCGUUUCAUCCUGGUCGUAGAGGAAGGACUGCAGAACUUUGCAUCACCAAAUCUGGGCUGCACGUAGCCGUGCAGUGGUUACAGAGCCACACCUUCUUUUGAAAGUCCACCAUUAUCAAGAGGCACCUGAAAUCGUCUUGAGAAUGUGUGAGAAAGGCCCAAAUAUCGCAGAAUAACUCUGGAAGUUUGUGAACAUACCGCUUCUGCAGCAUCGUCUAGCUAGCCAUUCAGCCAUGAUUGUGGACAUCACUGCACUACGUUGUGUCUAGAAAGGUUCGGCAAGAGGCUGAUCAGCUGUUGCCGACAUGAGUACGCUUGCAGCAGCUCGUGCAGACAACUUCUAUUACCCUCCAGAAUGGGAUCCCUCCAAGGGGGGCCUGAACAAGUUUCAGGGCCAGCACCCGCUGAGGGAGCGCGCAAAGAAGCUCGACCAGGGCAUCCUGGUGAUCCGCUUUGAGAUGCCUUUCAAUGUGUGGUGCAACGGCUGCGGUCACCUGAUCGGCAAGGGCGUGCGCUUCAACGCUGAGAAGAAGCAGAUCGGGAACUACUUCUCCACCAAGAUAUGGAGCUUCUCCAUGACGGCACCCUGCUGCAGCGAGCACAUCGAAGUGCAAACGGAUCCCAAGAACCAUGAGUACAUCGUGGUGGCCGGCGCGAGACGGAAGGCGGAGACGUACACAGCGCAGGAUGCAGAGACGCAUGAGCUUCCGGACUCUGAGGAGGCACAGGCCAAAGAUGACCCGUUUUCCAAGCUGGAGCGGCGGGUGGAGGACAGUAGGCGCGGCCGCGAAGGUGCAGACAGACUGUCCGAGCUGCUGGAAGACAGCGAGGCAAAGACUAAGGAUGACUACAGCAUCAAUAAGGCCCUGCGGCGUCAGCUCAGGGGUGCAAGGAAAGAGGAGAAGAGGAGGGACGAGCAGCGGAAGCAGCUGGGGUUGCCAGAUGCAGUGCGGCUGCUGCCAGCUUCAGGUGCAGACGCAGAAGCAGCAGCGCUUGUGUCAUUUGGGGAUGCCAGCGCAUUUGCAAACAACAGGAAACACAGGCGGCAGGCUAUCAAGGAUCAGCCCAUCUUCUCAGGGCAGGCAGCAAUGGCAGGGGGUCAGCAGCGAGUGGACUGGGGACAGGCAACAAAUCAGCUGUCAGAGGGGGCGUGAAGGGCAAAAGUACUCUAGACAAGGCAGCGCUCCUGCUGAAGCGGAGGAGGAUGGAUGUCAGCUUGAAGUUGGGUCUAUCCUCUCCUGGGACGCGGUCCUGAUAGUGGAGCCAAGCAAGGCAUGCAUGACAUGUGAUCGUCGCCAUUGUACAUCAAAUUACACAUGUACUAUAAUUAGCGCAGAUAGAGCCAGAAGCCAUAGGACUAUGGCGCUGUACACUCACUUCUCUAGGUGGAAUGGAUAUUUUCAAACAGCUGGCACCUGAUGAAUUGUCCGCAAAACGCUACAAUGAGCACAUUGCAUGCGCGGAGACUGUCAAUUGCGUUUUGUCAGAUGGUGUUGCUGCAACUUGAACUUUACCGUGAGUGAUAACAGCACUGCAUGUGUGAGUGUGACAUUGCUGUC
This is a messenger RNA of Coccomyxa subellipsoidea C-169, 1629 nucleotides long. RefSeq names its product DUF572-domain-containing protein. Gene Ontology annotation, cellular component: U2-type spliceosomal complex; post-mRNA release spliceosomal complex. The record is from RefSeq and is a predicted model, not a curated record. NCBI's taxonomy places the organism in Eukaryota, Viridiplantae, Chlorophyta, Trebouxiophyceae, Coccomyxaceae. Gene Ontology annotation, biological process: mRNA splicing, via spliceosome. The transcript has 5 exons. Bases 376 to 1224 code for a protein of 282 amino acids.